UAAGAACCAAAAUAAGAGAAGGACGACAUGGCCAGAGAGAAGGAAGAGACGACAACAGAGGAGCCACUUAGCCCGGUGUCACAGCUGUUCGUUUCACCGAGUGUCUAUAGCAUCAUUGUCUUUACUUUAGGCUUUAAGACUAGAUGCGACCCAACUGCCAUUGUUGAAGGUAUCAACAACACAUGGAUCAAGCUUCCCCGCUUCUCUAGCAAAGUGGUGAUGGAUGAUAAGAAAAAUGGAAAAGCGGUUUGGGUUCCUGUUAGUAUUCGAGUAGAAGAUCAUGUUGUUGUUCCCGACCUUGAUCAUUCCAACAUUGAGAAUCCUGAUGAAUUUAUAGAAGACUAUACGUCACAUCUGGCCAAUAACCGAAUGGACAUGUCCAGACCUUUAUGGGAAUUUCAUGUUCUGAAUAUAAAGACAUCAAAUGCAGAAUCUUUUGGUAUAGGGAAGUUCCAUCAUUCACUGGGCGAUGGUAUGUCCCUUAUGUCUCUUCUGUAUGCUAGCUCACGAAAAACAUCAGACCCCGACGCUUUUCCUACUACUGUGACUACAACAAAACAUGUUGAAUCCAAGAAUAUUUGGUGGUUGGUUGCCAGAUUUUGGUUUAUAAUAAUGAUCUUUGUUACAACUUUUGUUGAGAUGUGCAAGUUUCUCCUUACACUAUGUUAUUUGAGGGAUACUAAAACUCCUCUUGUUGGUAAAUUCGGAGAUAAAGUUCAGUAUAGAAAGGUUAUCCAUCGGAUAAUAAGCCUUGAUGAUGUCAAGUUCGUGAAGAACACAAUGAAAAUGAAGGUGAAUGAUGUUCUUCUUGGAAUGACACAGGCAGGUCUCUCAAAAUAUCUGACUAAAAAAUAUGACGAUAAAAAUCCAAUGGCCGGGAAUAAGAAACAAAUAUUAGACAAAACCCGUCUUCGUGGUACAGUAGCUGUAAAUCUAAGACCAGCUACAAAAAUCGAGGACAUUGCUGAUAUGAUGACAAAAGGAUCAAAAUGUAGAUGGGGAAACUUCAUAGGUCUUGUGGUAUUUCCUUUAUGGAUAAGAUGUGAGGACGAUCCCUUGGAAUACGUUAGGAGAGCCAAAGCUACUAUGGAUAAGAAAAUCUCCAUGGAACCACUUAUAUCAUAUGGCAUCGUCAAAUUAAUCAUGAAAAUAUUUGGGGAAAAGGUAGUGGAAGCUAUUGCAAAGAGGAUGUUUGGUCAUACAACAAUGACAUUUUCAAAUGUGUUGGGUCCACACGAAGAUAUAAGUUUUUUUAACCAUCCCAUGUGUUAUAUCGCAGCAAGCGCACUGUUUGGACCACACGCUCUUAUAAUCCAUUAUGUAAGCUACGUAGACAAGCUUGUCAUCAAUCUAGCUGUCGACACAGCAGUGAUUCCAGACCCUCAUUUACUAUGUAAUGAUUUGGUAGAGUCGCUUAAUAUCAUCAAACUUGCUGCCUUGGAGAAAGGGCUUCAAAAAAUGGAGGUUUGAGUCAUGUAUCACCAGAUCUUUGUCUAUGUUAAGAAAAGGCUGUGAAAUGUAAUGUUACUUGAUCUUGGUUUGUAUUAAGUUAUGUUGGUGUGUAAUAAUAUAUACUCAAAUUUAGCAGCUUAA
Raphanus sativus (radish) is the source of this 1593-nucleotide messenger RNA. RefSeq names its product wax ester synthase/diacylglycerol acyltransferase 3. The record is from RefSeq and is a predicted model, not a curated record. Gene Ontology annotation, molecular function: diacylglycerol O-acyltransferase activity; long-chain-alcohol O-fatty-acyltransferase activity. NCBI's taxonomy places the organism in Eukaryota, Viridiplantae, Streptophyta, Magnoliopsida, Brassicales, Brassicaceae. Gene Ontology annotation, biological process: triglyceride biosynthetic process. Gene Ontology annotation, cellular component: plasma membrane.